UUAACCUGUUAGACAAACUAGUUCCGAUUUUCGGCUUAGGAGGCAAAAAGUAAACCUACAAAUCAUGUGAACCGACUCUUGAACUCACCAUCCAGUCCAGAUGGUGAGUUCAAACUUACAAAUCAGCGAAAACAUUCCUUUUCCGGUCUUCUGUGCCGGACUUCCUGUGAAAACAAGCACAUGUGGCGAGUACUUCCGCGUGCACAGAAGAGGCGGUAAAGUAGUAUAUUUAUAAGUAAUUGCUUUUUGUGGAGACACUAAACGAGGACUUUUGUGUACAAGAGUGGUCCAGCAUGAGUUUCGUGGAGUACUCUGACAUCAUCCAGGACGGAGAUGUGGCCAUCGUGUACCUGGGCCACGACUCCAUGAUGCCCAUCAAGGUGCAACACGGGGCCCAGACGCAGACGCGCUACGGCGCCAUCCGCCACUCCACGGACCUGAUAGGCCAGCGCUACGGUUUGAAGGUCACAUGCACCAAAGGCGGUUGGGUCCACGUGCUCCACCCUACGCCCGAGCUGUGGACUGUAACGCUGCCGCACCGCACGCAGAUCCUCUACACUACAGAUAUCUCCGUCAUUACCAUGAUGCUGGAGCUCAAGCCCGGCUCGGUCGUGUGUGAGUCAGGCACAGGCAGCGGCUCGCUCUCCCACGCCAUCCUGCGUACCGUGGCACCCACGGGCCACCUGCACACGGUGGAGUUCCACCAGCAGCGCGCCGAGAAGGCAGCCGAGGAGUUCCGGGAGCACCGUGUAGACCACCUGGUGACCGUGCGCAACCAGGACGUGUGCAAGGAGGGCUUCGGCGUGACUGGCGUGGCCGAUGCCGUCUUCCUGGACAUCCCCAGCCCCUGGGAGGCAGUGGGCCACGCCAAGGUGGCCAUGAAGAGGCACGGAGGCCGGGUGUGCUCCUUCUCGCCGUGCAUCGAGCAGGUCCAGAGGACGUGCGAGGCACUAGCGAAGCACAGCUUCCAGGAGAUUAGCACCAUGGAGGUCCUGCUGAGGACCCACGACGUGCGCACUGUCUCACUGCCGCUGCCUGACUUCGGCCCCGACGACACCGCCCAAGAGAAGGAGACCCCUAGCAAACAGGCCGUCUUCAUGCUGAAGACCACCACACCGCCCCGGGAGAUCCCCGGUCACACGGGCUACUUGACCUUUGCCACCAAACCUAGAACCUAGAGUCUACAGGGGGCGUGGCUUGUGGCGGACGCAUCAAAACCCGCUAUUUUUUUUAAUUUGUUGCUUGUAUCAAGCAAACAUCCAAUUAGAAGAUAUUUGAGUUUUAUGAAUCAGGAAGUUUUGUGUUGACAUGGAAACAAUAAACAACAACAACGUUCAUAUUUGUUGUUUUGGAAGCAAAGUCAUACCCCCGCUGCUUUUUACUAGCAUGUGCCACCCCUCACCUUCUUCGCCUCACAUCAGAUCAGUGUUCCUACUUGAGUGGGGGCAGCCGUCUGCCUCGACUGCAGCCACUACAUCUUGCGUCGGCCACACGACGCGCCCACUAAUCCACUGCGACUUACUACUUGGAGUUAUAAAAAGCACUGUGGGCCGUUUGGCUCGGCAGGGUAGUCAUGGGCGGCUACUCGCUACUCAGAAUCAGUCGGAAAGAGUCCAAAAGAGAAACGUGAAUCACUUCCUGUUGUUGGUACUUCCUGGUAGAACUUACUGUCCUCUGAUUGGAUAAACUAUAAGUCCUACCUUUGACAACUUUUUUCCAGGGAACAUCUCCAUCAUCAAGUGUCGGGAAGCAAGAAUGGCAAGAAAAGAUCUUUAGAGGGUUUUAAGUUUAUAUUUGCGGGGGUUUGGAGCUCUUUUUUCAGCGAUGGCCUUGAACUGAUCGUCUUAUGUCUCUUGCCUGGUACCUCCUCAAGAUCCAACACGACAAACGACAUUUGUACCAGGACAUUUCCUGCUCAUUGUUUUGGGCAAAGCCACUGCAAAAACUCUGGGGUGUCCAAAAUGCGUCCCUGGGGGCCAUUUUCAGCUGGCAGCUGUUUUUUAUUGGCCCUUGGCUUACUGUGAAAAGAAAAU
Messenger RNA from Doryrhamphus excisus (bluestripe pipefish), 2033 nucleotides. It is a transcript of the gene trmt61a, whose product is annotated as tRNA methyltransferase 61A. The record is from RefSeq and is a predicted model, not a curated record. Gene Ontology annotation, cellular component: nucleus; tRNA (m1A) methyltransferase complex. Lineage: Eukaryota; Metazoa; Chordata; Actinopteri; Syngnathiformes; Syngnathidae. Gene Ontology annotation, biological process: tRNA methylation. Gene Ontology annotation, molecular function: tRNA (adenine(58)-N1)-methyltransferase activity.